AACCAUCAGUCUGAAUCCCAAAGGCCUGAGAAAGUCUGUUCUCCAGUACCUGCUGCUGAUCUUCUGCCUCAGCCAGCAAGAAGCACCAUGAAACUGGAAUUCACCGAGAAAAACUACAACAGCUUUGUGCUGCAGAACCUGAACAAACAGAGAAAACGCAAAGAGUACUGGGACAUGGCCCUGACUGUGGACCACCAUGUCUUCUUUGCACAUCGCAAUGUGCUGGCUGCGGUCUCUCCACUGGUGAAGAGUCUCAUCUCCAACCACGACAUGAAGACCACUGAUGAGCUCUUUAUCACCAUUGACCCCAACUACCUGAGUCCGACCACGGUGGACCAGCUCCUGGACUACUUCUACAGCGGAAGGGUGGUAAUCUCAGAGCAGAAUGUGGAGGAGCUGCUUCGUGGGGCCCAGUAUUUCAACACACCACGCCUUCGAAUUCACUGCAAUGACUUCCUGAUUAAGUCCAUCCGCCGUGCCAACUGCUUGCGCUACCUCUUCUUGGCUGAGUUGUUUGAGCUCAAAGAGGUAUCAGACUUGGCCUACUCUGGCAUUCGCGACAACUUCCACUACUGGGCCAGUCCUGAGGCCUCCAUGCACUUCAUGCGCUGUCCACCUGUCAUCUUCGGCCGCCUGCUCCGAGAUGAAAACUUGCAUGUGCUCAACGAGGACCAGGCUCUCAAUGCCCUCAUCAAUUGGGUAUACUUCCGGAAGGAUGAGCGGGAGAAGUAUUUCAAGAAGUUCUUUAAUUACAUCAAUCUUAAUGCUGUCUCCAACAAGACACUGAUGUAUGCCAGCAACAAGCUGAUGGGCGUGGAGAACAGCUCAGCCCACUCAACCCUGAUUGAGAGUGUCCUUGUGGACCGCAAGCAGGAGAGGCCAACCAGCCUGCUGAGCUACCAGCGGAAAGGGGCCCUGCUUGAUUCGGUGGUCAUCCUAGGUGGCCAAAAGGCCCACGGCAAGUUCAACGAUGGAGUGUUUGCUUAUAUCAUUCAGGAGAACCUGUGGUUGAAGCUCUCAGAGAUGCCCUAUCGGGCAGCAGCACUUAGUGCCACCUCUGCUGGUCGCUACAUCUACAUCUCUGGUGGUACCACUGAGCAGAUUUCAGGGCUGAAGACGGCUUGGCGGUAUGACAUGGAUGACAACUCCUGGACCAAGUUGCCCGACCUGCCAAUUGGGCUUGUCUUCCACACCAUGGUGACCUGCGGGGGGACAGUGUACUCAGUGGGUGGGAGCAUUGCCCCAAGGAGGUAUGUCUCUAACAUCUAUCGCUAUGAUGAGCGCAAGGAGGCCUGGUGCCUGGCAGGGAAGAUGAGCAUCCCUAUGGAUGGCACAGCCGUGAUCACCAGGGGUGACCGGAACCUGUACAUUGUCACUGGGCGCUGCUUGGUUAAGGGCUACAUCUCCCGGGUCGGGGUGGUGGACUGCUUUGACACCAACACUGGGGACGUGGUCCAGUGUAUCACCUUCCCCAUUGAGUUCAACCACCGGCCCCUGCUCUCUUUUCAUCAGGACAACAUCCUCUGCGUGUACAGCCACCGGCAGAGCGUGGAAAUCAACCUGCAGAAGAUAAAGGCCAACAAGACGACUACCUCAGUGCCUCUCUUGCCCAACAACUGCCCCUUGGAUGUGUCCCAUGCUAUAUGCUCCAUUGGAGACAACAAGGUGUUUGUAUGUGGAGGUGUCGCCACAACCAGUGAUGUCCAGACAAGGGACUACACCAUCAAUCCAAACGCCUACAUGCUGGACCAAAACUCAGGCGAGUGGAAGACCCUGGCCCCCCCACCAGAGGCACUGGACUGCCCUGCCUGCUGUCUAGCCAAGCUGCCUUGCAAGAUUCUUCAAAGGAUUUAAAUGGCUUUUUAAGUGGGAGAAUAAGUAAAUGCAUUAUUAUUCACAAUUUAAUGAGAGAGAGAAAGAGAAGAAGAUGGCCUGUUGGUUCCUU
This is a messenger RNA of Balaenoptera musculus (blue whale), 1945 nucleotides long. It is a transcript of the gene CCIN, whose product is annotated as calicin. NCBI's taxonomy places the organism in Eukaryota, Metazoa, Chordata, Mammalia, Artiodactyla, Balaenopteridae. The transcript has a single exon. The record is from RefSeq and is a predicted model, not a curated record. The coding region runs from base 88 to 1854 and encodes 588 amino acids. Gene Ontology annotation, molecular function: protein binding.